Cyphomyrmex costatus is the source of this 872-nucleotide messenger RNA. RefSeq names its product G-box-binding factor-like. The coding region runs from base 114 to 872 and encodes 252 amino acids. Lineage: Eukaryota; Metazoa; Arthropoda; Insecta; Hymenoptera; Formicidae. The record is from RefSeq and is a predicted model, not a curated record. The transcript has 4 exons.
GCGACAGCAACGGCUAAUAUAAUGCGUAUACCGGACGCGUGGAAACGGCAACGCGAUAGCUUUAGAUCUCAAAGAUUGCUGUGAAUCAGGCCUCAAAGUCCUGAGCAGGCAGCAUGAAUAAUCCUUAUCGAGCUAGACCCACCAGAUCUCGGGUGGAUCAUUCAGCUGCGUAUGGAAUACGCAACCAAAAUAUGUGGAUGCCCAUGUCUGGACCUCAAUCAGAUGUCCCACCAAAUGAUACCACCCAGCAGUCUCUUGUGAAUCAGUCAAAACAUGCCAGUGAUACAUGGAAGGAUCCCUGGGACUGGAAUCUGGACCAACAGUCAGAUACCCAGCAGCAGCAAUUACCACCGCAGCAACCAUCAUCACAACAGCAACAGCAUUACAUACCCUCGUAUCAGAAUCAAGGACAGUUGAUAUCUGCUUCUGUGCAGAACCAUUAUUACAAUAAUCUUAAUGGUAAUACGUCCGAUGUACUUAACCAGAACUCCAUGUCAGGCAGAGACACUCCUAGGUCAAAGUCCACUCAUCAGACUGGGUCGAAUUACACAGAUUCUUUCCCGCCCUACGCGAAUUAUAAUCAAAAUCAGCAGUAUCCGUUGCCACCCCGACAGAACAACGCGAAAUCUGGUUAUGAGCAUGCUCAAUGGCCGAAUGAGCAUCAGUCGUCAAAUGCAGCUUAUACUCAGCAAAGACUUGUCCAGAGCCAAAAGGAUCAACCACCACCAUUGCAUCCACCACCGAUGGCGGCACAUAACAGUUAUAACUGGAGUAAAGACGAUGCAACAAACUUACCAUUGCAACGUAAUUGGCAGAAUCAUACCGAUACGCUAGUGUGCGCAACCAUUGCAAAUAUGCAAUGCGCCUGUUGA